Messenger RNA from Gallus gallus (chicken), 4357 nucleotides. RefSeq names its product coatomer protein complex subunit beta 1 (gene COPB1). Gene Ontology annotation, biological process: intracellular protein transport; intra-Golgi vesicle-mediated transport; endoplasmic reticulum to Golgi vesicle-mediated transport. The record is from RefSeq and is a predicted model, not a curated record. The transcript has 22 exons. Gene Ontology annotation, cellular component: COPI vesicle coat; cytoplasm. The coding region runs from base 1226 to 4087 and encodes 953 amino acids. Gene Ontology annotation, molecular function: structural molecule activity. Lineage: Eukaryota; Metazoa; Chordata; Aves; Galliformes; Phasianidae.
GGCUCCACGUCAGCCAUCGCCGGAGCGGGAGCGAAGCGCCGCAGGCUGAGCUCAGCGGGCCCGGCCUCGACCCGCCGCGUCCGACCCGAGCGGGCCGCUGCUCGCAGCACCGCCGCCUCACGGUGCGCAGCUGCUCGCCGCCACACGCCGCGGGGAUCCCUCUUCCCCGCUGUACCCCGGGCGGACCUGGGGCGGGGAAUGGGAUUUGGGGGGGGGCGUAGUGGGGCCGCCGGCGGCCUCCUCCCGGCCGUGGCCCGGCGGCCGCAGCUGCGCGGGGCGUCGGGCUGAGGGAAAGCUCCUUGGCCGGCUGAAAUCGGUCCUGACUGAAAUCGGCCGGGCACCGCCAGACAAAAUGGUGCCUGAGGGCUCUCGGCUGUGGGGCAGCUGGCCGGAGGGGCGCUUCGCUGGUGCGUGAGCUCAGGCCGCGUUGCCGCGUUACGGAGAGUUGUUCUGCUGGGGGUCUGCGGGAGUUUCUGCAGCUAGGUCUGUGUGUGAGCUACGUUUUGUUCGGGCCUGCUUCGCUUCCUCCUGGAGCUGAAGGUGCCGGCUGCACGGCGUUGAGGUCUGGUGUCACCCACCCUCUUGCCUAGGAGCUGUUGCCAAGGCAAGAAAACAGGUCUUGCUUCCCGUUUUUUCUGCAGACGAUCAACUUGAACUGAAGCCAUAAAAAUACAGAAGUUUUCAUAUCAAAAAGUAACUGGUGCUGUAUUGCAAUUUUUCUUUCAGCUAUCUUUUCCGGUACUGCUUACGUUUUGUUGUUCUUAUAUAGAAAGAGGAUACGGCCCAAAACUGUACAACUUCCUGCUCAGCCCUAAGGUUCUUCAGGUGCCCAUUUGACUGAAAAAAAGGGACUUUGGAUCCACAGGCAGUUUCACUCAUUCAUUCCAAUGCCACAGCUCCACGUCUCUCUUUCCUCUGUUAUCUGUCAGAGCUCUGUGUGGAGCAGUGCUUCUUCCCAGGCUCACCGAGCUAGAAAUGAACGUUUGCUUUUUGAAUGUUGUUUGCUCAGAUUACUGCUUCAAAAAUAAAUUGGGAGCGGAGGGUUUACAGAGUUUGCAUCUCAAAAGUUGUGUCAGCACAGCUCUGAAGGCGAGGUGAGAUCAGAACUGCUGUCCCCACACAGUGACUUCUUCCCUUAGCGUGUCGCUGACUGCUGUCUUGGAGGUUGUCUGAUACUUGUGUCAAAAUAACUCUUCUCCUGAGAAAGCAUUUGUAACCAGGAACCAUGACUGCUGCUGAGAACGUGUGCUACACGCUAAUCAACGUCCCCAUGGAUUCAGAACCACCUUCUGAAAUCAGCUUAAAAAAUGACCUAGAAAAAGGAGAUGUCAAGUUGAAGACAGAGGCCUUGAAGAAAGUGAUUAUUAUGAUUCUGAAUGGUGAAAAACUGCCUGGGCUUCUUAUGACCAUUAUACGUUUUGUGCUGCCUCUCCAAGACCAUACCAUCAAAAAGCUGCUGCUUGUCUUCUGGGAGAUAGUGCCAAAGACCACUCCUGAUGGCAGGCUUCUGCAGGAAAUGAUCCUUGUCUGUGAUGCAUACAGAAAGGAUCUUCAGCAUCCAAAUGAGUUUAUCCGAGGCUCUACUCUUCGUUUUCUUUGUAAGCUGAAAGAAGCAGAACUGCUGGAGCCUCUGAUGCCAGCCAUCCGUGCGUGCCUAGAGCAUCGUCACAGCUAUGUACGCAGAAAUGCAGUCCUUGCAAUUUACACCAUCUAUAGAAAUUUUGAACAUCUUAUACCCGAUGCUCCCGAAUUGAUCCAUGAUUUCCUGGUGAAUGAGAAGGAUGCAAGCUGCAAAAGAAAUGCAUUUAUGAUGUUAAUUCACGCAGAUCAGGAUCGAGCGUUGGAUUAUUUGAGUACCUGCAUUGACCAAGUCCAGACAUUCGGUGACAUUCUGCAGUUGGUUAUUGUUGAACUGAUUUAUAAGGUCUGUCAUGCGAAUCCAUCCGAGAGAGCUCGCUUCAUUCGCUGCAUCUACAACCUGCUGCAGUCAUCGAGUCCUGCAGUGAAAUAUGAAGCAGCAGGAACACUAGUUACGCUCUCCAGUGCACCGACUGCAAUCAAGGCAGCUGCCCAAUGCUACAUAGAUUUGAUUAUUAAAGAAAGUGAUAAUAAUGUGAAAUUGAUUGUUUUGGAUCGGUUGGUUGAAUUAAAGGAGCAUCCCUCCCAUGAGCGAGUGUUACAGGAUCUAGUGAUGGACAUCCUCCGAGUGCUGAGUACCCCAGAUCUGGAAGUACGCAAAAAAACCCUUCAGCUGGCUCUGGAUCUGGUUUCUUCAAGAAAUGUGGAGGAGCUUGUGAUUGUUCUGAAGAAAGAAGUGAUUAAGACUAAUAAUGUGACAGAGCAUGAAGAUACUGACAAAUACAGACAGCUGCUUGUUCGUACACUGCAUUCCUGUAGCGUUCGGUUUCCAGAUAUGGCUGCGAAUGUUAUCCCAGUGCUGAUGGAGUUCCUCAGUGACAAUAAUGAGGCUGCUGCUGCUGACGUACUGGAAUUUGUGCGGGAAGCAAUCCAGCGAUUCGAUAACCUCAGACCUCUUAUUGUUGAGAAGAUGCUUGAAGUCUUUCAUGCAAUUAAAUCUGUCAAGAUUUAUCGAGGAGCUUUGUGGAUCCUUGGAGAGUACUGCAGCACAAAGGAGGAUAUACAAAGUGUAAUGACAGAAGUUCGCAGAUCACUUGGAGAGAUCCCAAUUGUAGAAUCUGAAAUCAAGAAGGAGGCUGGUGAGCUAAAACCUGAAGAAGAGGUGACUGUGGGCCCAGUCCAGAAACUGGUGACAGAGAUGGGUACUUAUGCAACCCAGAGUGCUCUGAGCAGUUCCCGGCCCACCAAAAAAGAAGAGGACAGGCCUCCACUGCGAGGAUUCCUGCUUGAUGGGGAUUUCUUUGUCGCGGCUUCCCUUGCUACCACUUUAACUAAGAUUGCUUUACGAUACGUGUCACUGGUGCAGGAAAAGAAGAAGCAAAAUUCCUUCAUUGCUGAAGCUAUGCUGCUGAUGGCCACUAUUCUCCAUUUGGGAAAGUCUUCUCUUCCCAAGAAGCCCAUUACAGAUGACGAUGUGGAUCGUAUUUCCCUGUGCCUGAAAGUUCUGUCUGAAUGUUCUCCGCUCAUGAAUGAUAUCUUCAACAAAGAAUGCAGACAGUCCCUCUCUCAUAUGCUGUCAGCCAAGCUAGAAGAAGAGAAGCUUUCCCAGAAGAAAGAAUCAGAGAAAAGGAACGUGACGGUUCAGCCGGACGACCCCAUUUCCUUCAUGCAGCUUACUGCUAAAAAUGAGAUGAGCUCAAAAGAAGACCAGUUUCAGCUCAGCCUUCUUGCAGCAAUGGGAAACACACAGAGGAAAGAGGCUGCUGAUCCUCUUGCAUCCAAACUUAAUAAGGUUACACAGCUGACGGGUUUCUCAGACCCUGUUUAUGCAGAAGCCUAUGUCCACGUCAACCAGUAUGACAUUGUGUUGGAUGUGCUCGUGGUAAACCAGACCAGUGAUACUCUGCAGAACUGCACACUGGAGCUGGCCACACUGGGUGACUUGAAACUUGUCGAAAAACCAUCUCCUUUGACACUUGCUCCACAUGACUUUGCAAACAUAAAAGCUAACGUCAAAGUCGCUUCAACAGAAAAUGGAAUCAUUUUUGGUAAUAUCGUGUAUGAUGUCUCUGGAGCUGCCAGCGACAGAAACUGCGUGGUUCUCAGUGAUAUUCACAUUGACAUAAUGGAUUAUAUCCAGCCAGCCUCUUGUACGGAUGCAGAGUUCAGACAGAUGUGGGCAGAAUUUGAGUGGGAAAACAAAGUUACAGUGAAUACAAAUAUCAUUGAUCUAAAUGAGUACUUGCAGCACAUACUGAAGUCAACCAAUAUGAAAUGCCUCACUCCAGAGAAGGCACUUUCUGGUUACUGUGGCUUUAUGGCAGCCAAUCUUUAUGCACGUUCCAUAUUUGGAGAAGAUGCACUUGCAAAUGUCAGCAUUGAGAAGCCAAUUCAUCUUGGACCAGAGGCUCCUGUCACCGGUCACAUACGAAUCCGUGCAAAGAGCCAGGGAAUGGCCCUGAGUCUUGGAGAUAAGAUCAAUCUGUCCCAGAAGAAAACAAGUUUAUAAAUUUUACAUAAUAUCUUUUCAGGUCUUUCACAAUUUAACUUUAGAUAUGUGGCUUUUGGGAUCCAGAGCAUCGUAUAUUCAGUGUUCUGUAAUUGUAGAAGCCGAGCUUUUGAGCUGAAAGCAUUCCAGCAGAUAACUUACAGGUUCUCCAUGAUUGUUAAUGAGCAAAACUUUAAAUCUCCAGGUUUUUUUCCUUGUCCUGGAAGUCAUGUUUUCUUUGUCUCUAAUAUAUACUGAUGCUCACAGUACAAUAAAGGAAUUAUGCCCCUA